AUGGGUGUUAGCAGAGCAGCUUUGGGCUUUUUAGGCCUAUUCUUCAUGGCCAGUGCCCUCUUGCUCAUGUUUCUUACUAUUUUGGCGGGUACAAGCAACCAUCUCCCGCUGAACAAGAUAUACUUCAUGCAAGCGGGAACAGGCAAUAUCCCAGGUGCUCCAACCACCUCUCGCUGGACGUUCUGGAAUGUAUGCGCAGUCAAAAAUGGCCUGAAUGAUUGUGGAAAAUCUCACCCUGAUUUCCCCUUUGAUCCUCCGGGAAGCCGCAACUUCGAUACCACCACCAAUGUCCCUAAGCAGUUCAUUGGGACUAAUCACUACUACUUGAUUUCCCGGUUCAUGUUUCCUUUCAUGAUCAUCGGUCUGUUCUUCGCUGCUCUGGCACUCUUCACUGGCCUACUAGCCAUGUGCACCCGCAUUGGCAGCUACAUCUCCGGUUUCCUCUCUUGGCUUGCUCUGGUCUUCCAGGUCAUCACAACCUCUCUCAUGACUGCUGUGUAUGUCCAGGGACGCCACGCCUUCCUCAGUAAUGGUCAAUCUGCAAAGCUAGGUGUCUACGCAUUCGCAUUCAUGUGGACUGCAUGUGCUUUGUUGUUCCUUUCUUCUCUGAUGUACUGCCUUGGUGGUGCUGUCGGUCGAAAAGAUACUGGUGGUGGAUACAGCGGACGGAAAGAACGCCGCCGCGGCUUCUUCUCAGCGCGCUCGAACAGCGUACGUAGCCAGAAGAAUGCAGAGCCACAGCAAACCUACGAAACAGUUGGACCCCAUGGACCCAUUGAAGCCACUCAACCCAUUGGAACCCAUGAGACUAGGGCAACCUAUGUCUAA
Molecule: messenger RNA, 828 nt
Organism: Penicillium taxi
Lineage: Eukaryota; Fungi; Ascomycota; Eurotiomycetes; Eurotiales; Aspergillaceae
Product: SUR7/PalI family protein
Exons: 4
Coding region: 1-828 (275 amino acids)
Biological process (GO): endocytosis; cortical actin cytoskeleton organization; fungal-type cell wall organization
Cellular component (GO): plasma membrane; cell cortex; membrane raft
Source: RefSeq, a predicted model, not a curated record